AUGGGCAUGCGUGGCCCGCCAGGUAUCCCAGGACGGGUGGGCGUGGCCCGCCAGGUGUCCCAGGAAGGUCGGGCGUGGCCAGCCAAGUGUCCUGGGAUAGGUGGGCGUGGCCUGCCAGGUGUCCCGGGACGGGCUGGCGUGGCCCGCCAGGUGUCCCAGGACGGGCGAGCGAGGCCUGCCAGUUGUCCCGGGACGGGCUUGUGUGGCCCGCCAGGUGUCCUGAGACGGGCGGGCCCCCGCCGGUUGUCCCGGGACGGGAGGGCGUGGCCCACCAGGUGUCCUGAGACGGGCAGGCGAGGCCCGUCGGUUGUCCUGGGACGGAAGGGCGUGGCCCGCCAGGUGUCCCGCGACGGGCAGACAAGGCCAGCCGGUUGUCCUGGGACGGGAGGGCGUGGCCCACCAGGUGUCCUGAGACGGGCGGGAGAGGCCCACUUGGUGUCCCGGGACGGGAGGGUGUGGCCCGCCAGGUGUCCCGGGAUGGGCAGGUGA
Messenger RNA from Macrobrachium nipponense, 489 nucleotides. Its product is annotated as collagen alpha-2(I) chain-like. Bases 1 to 489 code for a protein of 162 amino acids. Lineage: Eukaryota; Metazoa; Arthropoda; Malacostraca; Decapoda; Palaemonidae. The transcript has a single exon. The record is from RefSeq and is a predicted model, not a curated record.